UAUCUUGUGAAGCUGAGUCACGUAUUUUGUCGCAGCAGAGCACUUGUACUCUCGAUAAUCCACAGACAAACUUUCUAGCCAUGCACUGCCGUCCAUUUCAGUCUAGAUUUUUGUUUUUCAUGCGGAUGAGAUGUUGUCAAAUGUGAUUAUUAUGAUGUGUACGCUGGGUCUUCAGCUACGGCACUGUUCCGCUGAUCUGUGCAACUGGACUGGAAGCGGUUUUGCAGCUGGUGUGGAUUCGAGGAUUGUUCUCCAGGUGCGGCUGCGCUGUACAGAAGGCUCGGUGAGGUGGGUUUACCCUGGUCAGGCUCUCCGGGUGGUCCUGGAGCCCAACCUGUCCACAGACCGGCGAACCACGGUCUGCAUCAAACCGUCCCCUUCUUUCCGCGGAGCCAGCGUCUUCAUUGAACGAGCCGGGGAGCUGAAGCUGCUGGUGACGGAGGGCGGGCGGCCCGGGCGGCAGGUGUAUUGUUUUCGGGCUGAUGGUCCACACAGACCCGUCCUCUACCUCCAGUCCAGCCCGCAGACUGACGGAGCCUGGAGCAGACACACCAUGGGCUUCAGAUAUGAGCUGCUGGGUAACAGGAGUGCUGCACCCAACGUGGGACACCGAGGGCUGCAGACUUCAUGUCGACCUUGCAAUGAUACAGAACUCCUCAUGGCCAUCUGCAACAGUGACUUUGUGGUCCGAGGGCACAUCAAAAAUGUCUCCCACGACUCUGAACGUCAGACGUCGUUGUUGGAGGUUUCAGCAGUGAGGGUGUAUUGGCAGCGCAGUGGAGUGUUUGAGCAACAAGCGGCUGCCCCUGAGUCCCCCCGGUCUGGUCACAUCCACACACUCCUGCAGUGCCAAGUGAAGCCUGGGGACGGAGAGUUUCUCUUCACAGGAUCAGAACACUUUGGAGAAGCUUGGUUAGGGUGUGCCCCGCGUUACAAAGACUUCCUGUCUGUGUACAAGACCGCCUGGGUAGCACGGCGGAAUUCCUGUGACUUCCCUUUGGACUGAGGAAAUGUUGUUUUAUCCACAGGCAUCCUCACGCCAGUACUGGCACUGUGGGAUCCCUGUUAUGUUUUCAUGUGCCAGCAAGGUGGCACCCAGCAUCACCACCAGGGACGAAGUAAUUCAAUUGUUGGUUUUUUAAAAAUCACAUUUUGAGGAGCAGGGCAGGGGCAAACAGCAGGGCCUCCUGCACUGAGGCUCAGAGGGCCGGCCUUUGUCUCCCCCCAUCACUGCCCUCAGUCCUGGGGGACUGAGAAGGGGUUGGGUUGCUGCUCCCUCUUUGUGCCUCUCCCCACAUCAACCGUUGUUCACUUUGCUGGAUCUGUGUGACAAUUGCCCCAUGAACUAAAGUGGGAGGGAGGACUGAAAGACUGUUUUUCAUAAACACCAGUUUGUUCCAUAUGCUUGAACAUAUUACUGUAUGUGUUAGUUAUCUUUAUUCUGAUUCAU
Eleginops maclovinus (Patagonian blennie) is the source of this 1450-nucleotide messenger RNA. Its product is annotated as meteorin-like protein. Gene Ontology annotation, molecular function: hormone activity. The transcript has 4 exons. Lineage: Eukaryota; Metazoa; Chordata; Actinopteri; Perciformes; Eleginopidae. The coding region runs from base 131 to 1006 and encodes 291 amino acids. The record is from RefSeq and is a predicted model, not a curated record.